Messenger RNA from Umbelopsis ramanniana AG, 1665 nucleotides. RefSeq lists its product as uncharacterized. The record is from RefSeq and is a predicted model, not a curated record. NCBI's taxonomy places the organism in Eukaryota, Fungi, Mucoromycota, Umbelopsidomycetes, Umbelopsidales, Umbelopsidaceae. The coding region runs from base 77 to 1384 and encodes 435 amino acids. Gene Ontology annotation, cellular component: RNA polymerase II transcription regulator complex. Gene Ontology annotation, molecular function: DNA-binding transcription factor activity; protein dimerization activity. The transcript is spliced from 5 exons. Gene Ontology annotation, biological process: positive regulation of transcription by RNA polymerase II.
CCAGCUCAUACACAUUUUUUUCAUAUAUUCGUUCUCUUUGUUGUUGUGAUUAUCCCCUUUUUAAAUCUAGUUUUGAAUGGCAACAGAUAAUAGCAGGCCUGGACAUCUGCUGCCGUCUCCAAGAGAUUUGCUAUCGUCAUCGUCUCGAUCAGAUAUGGUGGUUGAUACUGAUGAACGCAAGUGGGAUUCUCCACCAGCCAAACAUCAUCCCCAUUCACCCAUGCCAGAUCAAUACUCACAACCACCCUCACAAUCUACUGAUGAAUAUCUACAUCACCGCAUGUCUGGCAUGUUUUUAAACAGACCUACGGCCACGCCAAAUAUUGCUACAAACACAGGUGGACGACCAGAAUCGCAAGCUCAACAUUUUAGUAGUAGUAAUAGAACCCUGUCACCUCUUGAACCGGCUCACCAAUCUCCUUCGUACACCUAUAAUAGUCGAAGAGGUUCUAUCACAGACCCAGCGUUACAUUCUUCGGAACAUCGCCCUUCACUGCAUGAUAUCAACCUACCUAUACCCACAUCAAGAAAUGUUAGCCGGCGCGGUUCCAUUGCUACCAACGAUGCCCCUUCUCGAUCACCUUCCCCAGCGCCCUUUGCACAAGCAAAGCCAUACGAUGAUCCAUACUACAAUCAUUAUGCUCAUCGUCAAUCGAACGCUGCCCCUCCCCCACCACCUUCCGGCUAUGAACCCUUCCAAAGGCGUCACUCCAUUGCCAAUUCUGAGUUGCCACAACCUCCGUCGACUGAUCCCAACAGGCGGUUCACAGGGUUUCAUUUUCCGGCCAUCAAAGAAGACAAGCGAGGAGGUCCAUUUUCAGCUCCGUCGAGCCCUCCACCCACGCAUUCCGCUCCUUAUCCACCCGGUCCAACGGAGCAAGAUGGUUUCCAAUCGCGAUACCCACCCAAUGAUCACUAUCAACCUUAUCCUACCAAUCGUCGUACCAGUCAACUCGUCGAUGAAGGUAAUAAUGGCGGCCCGAUCUUGGGCCGACGAGCAUCGUUGCCAGUGGUGGGAUUGAAUCGCGCAAGAGAACCCUACACUUCACCCAGCGACCCUAGGGCUCCACGACCAGAUCACCUUCGGGACUAUGGAAGUACAAUGGGCAAGCCUGAGACUCCUUAUUCUCGUAGUCCUGAACUUCGGGUUAGUCACAAGCUUGCAGAAAGAAAGAGAAGGAAGGAGAUGAAGGAGUUGUUUGAUGAACUUCGUGAUUCCCUUCCUUUGGAUCGCAAUUUAAAGCAAAGCAAGUGGGAGAUUUUAAGCAAGGCUGUCGAGUUUAUCGGCACUUUGAAGCAACGUGACUAUGAUAUGGGUCAAGAGAUAUCUGCCUUGAGAUCAGAGCUGGGUAGACUUCGACAUGAACAACAACCGCCUCAGUAAUGGUUCUUUUUACAGUCGUCAUUUUUAUUGGAUGUGCCCUCCAAGGAGGCGCACGGUGUGUAGUCAAAUAAUCUUUUGGAUUUAUUACUCUGGGUGGGCUGAGCCAGUCUUUCCCUCUCAUGUUUUCUCUACAGUAAUACAGAAUGUUUCGACAGGCAUUGUCGCGUGUAGAAAACAAACACAGAAAAAAAGCAACACAAAAAAAAAUAACUUCUUGUAUUAUUUUUUUUCUCCCCUUGUUUCAUUCUAAUGCAUCAUAUCAUGGCCGACAAAAACAGACA